GCCCUUCUUUCGCAUGGGGACGACGAGUCACAUGGGCACUCCCACGACGAAAACAGCAUGGAGGAGCAUGAUAACUUUGUCUGGAAGUCUCUCAUCGUGUUGCUCGGCAUUUACGCCUUCUUCAUCACCGAGCGUCUCACUAUUCUUUUCCAAAAUAGCGCCUCCAACCGUAAACAGAAGCGGAAUCAGGUGCGAUUUUCGGUGGCUCACUCUGGAGAUCAGCCGUCUCUUCUGGGACCACCGAAGGGGAUAGCUUUCUCCAAUGGUGGCAUGCAAGCACCACCUCAGCUGCCGACCAACGAGCAACUCAGUCCAAAGCGAGGUGAUAACCCACAGUCCACCGUCAUCACUUCAGUUGGUGGCACUACCAACUCCAACGUUCAGACCUCAGUCUGUCCGAAACAGUCUGGUCAAGAGGAGGGAAGGCCAACUCCCACCAGACACUCAACCACCGAGUCUUACAUAGAUAUUGGUCAGGAAUGCCAGUCUAAGUCUGCCAGUGCUGGCAAUGUGUGUAGUAGUGAUGCCUCCCUUAACGGAAAUCUGUGCUACGACGGCACUAAUUUGGGUGCGGAGGGUUUGACUUCGGACAACCAACUCUGCAAUAAACCUCCUUCCAGGCCUCUCGACAACGCUCGAUGUGCCGAGUUUUUGACGUCCGACGUCUGCAACGGUAGUGAUGCCUCUGAACCGGAGAAUCGCAGGGAAGUGAAUGCGUGUAACGCCUCCACUGCCUUGGGCAAAAAUGGAUUCAUAAUGCAAUCCUGGAACGUAAGGGAUACCAACUCCAAUGGCAUCAACAAUUCUGAAGCUGACAAUGGUGGUGGCUCCGCGGGACAGCCGAAUGGCAAGUCUUCCCGCAAUGGUUCCCUCAGUGAACUGGUAAGCAUUUCUGUCGCCUGGUCAACGAUCUGA
Messenger RNA from Dibothriocephalus latus, 915 nucleotides. The record is from the annotation of a GenBank genome assembly. NCBI's taxonomy places the organism in Eukaryota, Metazoa, Platyhelminthes, Cestoda, Diphyllobothriidea, Diphyllobothriidae.